Puntigrus tetrazona (Sumatra barb) is the source of this 1404-nucleotide messenger RNA. It is a transcript of the gene rad1, whose product is annotated as RAD1 homolog (S. pombe). Gene Ontology annotation, cellular component: checkpoint clamp complex; nucleus. Gene Ontology annotation, molecular function: 3'-5' exonuclease activity. The record is from RefSeq and is a predicted model, not a curated record. The transcript has 6 exons. Bases 194 to 1033 code for a protein of 279 amino acids. Gene Ontology annotation, biological process: DNA repair; DNA damage checkpoint signaling. NCBI's taxonomy places the organism in Eukaryota, Metazoa, Chordata, Actinopteri, Cypriniformes, Cyprinidae.
ACUCUGUUAAAAACACCAGAAGAAGAGCGAGCGCGUCCUCUUAAGGGCGCCAAACUCUAAAAAAAAUGUACAUUUCAUAUCUAUAAUUUUUAAGUUUAACGCAUACAAAACGUUCUUGUUCUUGUUUUGUGUUCGUUAUUAAGCACCUGACUGAGCGUUUGGCCAUCUCUGUGGAUGCUGACGAAGCAGAACCAUGCCUCUGUCCACUCAGUCCCAAGCAGACAUCGACCAGUACGUUCUGAUAGCCAGUUUGGAUAAUGCAAGGAAUCUGUCCAACAUCCUGAAAGCCAUCUCUUUCAGGGACCAUGCAAUCUUCAAUGCAACCCAGAAUGGCUUGAAAGUCACUGUUGAGGACUCCAAAUGCCUUCAAGCCAAUGCAUUCAUUCAGGCAGACAUCUUUCAAGAAUACAUUAUCAAAGAAGAUACAGUUGGAUUUCAGAUUAAUUUGACCGUUCUUCUGGACUGCCUCACUAUCUUUGGGGGAAGCCCAGUCCCAGGUGUGUGCACCGCCUUGAGAUUGUGCUACAAUGGCUAUGGAUAUCCGCUGACCUUGUUUUUGGAGGAAGGUGGUGUGGUCACCGUAUGUAAGAUUAAUACACAGGAACCAGAAGAGCCCAUAGACUUUGACUUCUGCAGCACAAAUGUAACCAACAAAGUGAUUCUGCAGUCUGACAGUCUUAAAGAGGCUUUCUCUGAGCUUGACAUGACCAGUGAGGUUCUGCAGAUUACUAUGUCACCAAGCCAUCCUUUCUUCAGAUUAUCCACAUUCGGGAACUCUGGAAACGCUCAUUAUGAUUAUCCCAAAGACUCAGACAUGAUGGAGCUCUUCCAGUGCACUAAAAUCCAGACCAACAGGUAUAAGAUGUCCCUGUUGAAACCCUCCACAAAGGCCUUGGCUCUGUCCUGUAAAGUCUCAGUGAGAACUGAUAGCCGUGGCUUCCUCUCUCUACAGUAUCUUGUGAGGAAUGACGACGGUCAGAUUUGUUUUGUGGAGUAUUAUUGCUGCCCGGAUGAAGAAGUAGAGGAAGAAUAGACUUGAAAGGACAGUUCUUUUUGUUAUGUUUGACAUUUAGUGCGCACCGACCACUUGGACUCUCAUUUAUAUGAAUAUUUCAUAAACCACAAAAAAACAUACCAAUACUUUAUUAGAAGUUUAAAAGGGUUAUAAAUGGGCCGGGAAAAAAGGUUUUUGUAUUGAAUUUGAGACAAUACUCUGUGUGUUCGGCAGGGGGCGGCAGAGAAAUACUAAUUAGGCUAUGACUUCUAAAACUAGGAGGCCGAUUUUGGUUUAGUAUGUUUAAUUGGUAUAAAAUAGUUUAGUUUAAGCCUUCACGCACACACACACACACACACACACACACACACACAUAUAUAUAUAUAUAUAUAUAUAUAUAUAUAUAUAUA